GUGUGUGUGUGUUUGUACUGAAAUGAAGGCAGGCGGAGCUCAUGACGACAGCGGGCUUCUGUUAUAACUAAGCACCGUUUGUUUUGGUGACAGUCUCCUUCAGUUCCUCUGCAGUUGUCCGUGAAUAUGGCGCUUGUUUGGAGGAAUAUACUCAUACUUGUGUUUGCGCACUUUGUCGUGUCUCAAAGACGUAGUCCCAUUCGAUGUGGCGAACCAACAAAAUAUCCUGACAAGCAUCUGCUCAAAAAAUAUCUCCAGAAAGUAGAGUUCAAUGAUGGAGAAAAAGUGUUGUAUACAUGUGCCCUGGGUUACGAACCAUCAGCAGGAAGUCGAACAUCACAGUGUGUGCAUGGACAAUGGACAACCUUGAACAUGAAAUGCCAAAAGAAGAAGUGCAAUGCGCUGGGUGACAUAGAGAACGGGCGAUACAAUCAAGAAGGGCGAUCAUUUGGCGAUAAAGCCAUUGCUGUGUGUAAUGAAGGAUAUAUUUUGAGAGGAGAAGGAGUCCGGAUGUGCACGGAAAAAGGUUGGAAUGGGAUGGACCCCAUCUGUGAGGUGUCAAAGAUCAUCUGUUCAGCACCUGCUGUGGCAAACAGACAGAUAAAACCUGGAGAAAGGACACAGUACGCACCCCAAGACAUUGUAAACAUCGUCUGCAGUGAGGGAUUUGAUCUGAUUGGCUUGCCACAGGUCACAUGUGGAAGAGACGGCCAAUGGCAAGGCUUGCCUGUGUGCUCGAAAGUGAUGACCUGUUCAGCACCAGCUGUGGCAAACGGGAGGAUAAGACCUGGAUCUAGGGUGUACAAACCCAAAGACUCUGUAGACAUCACCUGUAGUGAGGGCUUUGAUCUGAUUGGCCCAGCACAGGUCAUGUGUGGACCAGACGGCCAAUGGCAGGCCUUGCCUGAGUGUCGCCUGAAAAGGAUUACAGUGAUGACAUGUUCAGCACCAGCUGUGGCAAACGGGAGGAUAAGACCUGGAUCUAGGGUGUACAAACCCAAAGACUCUGUAGACAUCACCUGUAGUGAGGGCUUUGAUCUGAUUGGCCCAGCACAGGUCAUGUGUGGACCAGACGGCCAAUGGCAGGCCUUGCCUGAGUGUCGCCUGAAAAGGAUUACAGUGAUGACAUGUUCAGCACCAGCUGUGGCAAACGGGAGGAUAAGACCUGGAUCUAGGGUGUACAAACCCAAAGACUCUGUAGACAUCACCUGUAGUGAGGGCUUUGAUCUGAUUGGCCCAGCACAGGUCAUGUGUGGACCAGACGGCCAAUGGCAGGCCUUGCCUGAGUGUCGCCUGAAAAGGAUUACAGAUAAAUGUGGUCCAGCUCCAUCAUACCCUCAUGCUUUCCCCAGAGACGAGUCCUCCACGCUGAAAGAGUAUCCGUCCGGUGCUCGCAUUCGCUACAAAUGCAGUAUAGGAUACGGGCGGGUCAGAGGAAGUAUCAAUAUACACUGCCAGAACGGCCAGUGGACAAACCUGCAGCUCCGAUGUGAAAGGAAGAAAUGUGGAUCUGCUGGAGAGAUUUUCAAUGGCCAGUUCGAGUACACAGGCGUGUCAUUUGGAGAUUCGGCUACAGCCGUCUGUCAAGAAGGGUAUGAGCUGAUCGGCCCAAAAGUGCAGAUCUGCAGGGAUGGAGGCUGGGACAGAAGGAGCCCUGUGUGUGAACCUGUGCACUGUCCUCCACCUCCAGAGGUCAAGGGCGCUGAGAUGUUUGACCCCAUAUAUGACCAUGUUCCGUUUGGUCACGUGUUGUCCUAUCACUGCCGUACUGGAGCUCUGAUCGGUGAGAGAGAUAUUUUCAAUCAAUUGAUGACAUGUUCAGCACCAGCUGUGGCAAACGGGAGGAUAAGACCUGGAUCUAGGGUGUACAAACCCAAAGACUCUGUAGACAUCACCUGUAGUGAGGGCUUUGAUCUGAUUGGCCCAGCACAGGUCAUGUGUGGACCAGACGGCCAAUGGCAGGCCUUGCCUGAGUGUCGCCCGAAAAGGAUUACAGAUAAAUGUGGUCCAGCUCCAUCAUACCCUCAUGCUUUCCCCAGAGACGAGUCCUCCACGCUGAAAGAGUAUCCGUCCGGUGCUCGCAUUCGCUACAAAUGCAGUAUAGGAUACGGGCGGGUCAGAGGAAGUAUCAAUAUACACUGCCAGAACGGCCAGUGGACAAACCUGCAGCUCCGAUGUGAAAGGAAGAAAUGUGGAUCUGCUGGAGAGAUUUUCAAUGGCCAGUUCGAGUACACAGGCGUGUCAUUUGGAGAUUCGGCUACAGCCGUCUGUCAAGAAGGGUGA
Molecule: messenger RNA, 2283 nt
Organism: Sinocyclocheilus grahami
Lineage: Eukaryota; Metazoa; Chordata; Actinopteri; Cypriniformes; Cyprinidae
Product: complement receptor type 1-like
Exons: 15
Coding region: 127-2283 (718 amino acids)
Source: RefSeq, a predicted model, not a curated record